Molecule: messenger RNA, 186 nt
Organism: Cavenderia fasciculata
Lineage: Eukaryota; Evosea; Eumycetozoa; Acytosteliales; Cavenderiaceae
Exons: 3
Coding region: 1-186 (61 amino acids)
Source: RefSeq, a predicted model, not a curated record
AUGGACAAUGAGAGAUUUGAAGGGAAUCAUCCAGUAGAACGAGAUACUGGUCAUGAGACUAAUAUGGCCAGGUACUUGAAUGUCACGUCGAAUGUGGCGAUGAGUAAAAAGUUCCAAAUGGUAGUUGGCAUGAUCGAUCUAAAGUAUAUGGACGGUACACCAAAUAGUACUGCCAUGAUGAGAUAA